Molecule: messenger RNA, 4903 nt
Organism: Cuculus canorus (common cuckoo)
Lineage: Eukaryota; Metazoa; Chordata; Aves; Cuculiformes; Cuculidae
Gene: EYA4
Product: EYA transcriptional coactivator and phosphatase 4
Exons: 20
Coding region: 320-2272 (650 amino acids)
Biological process (GO): positive regulation of DNA repair; negative regulation of extrinsic apoptotic signaling pathway in absence of ligand; cell differentiation
Cellular component (GO): nucleus
Molecular function (GO): protein tyrosine phosphatase activity
Source: RefSeq, a predicted model, not a curated record
UCCUCCAUCUACCCCCACCCCCCCCUCCGCCCCGAAUCUCCCCUCCCGUUUUGCUCCGAGUUGCGCUUUAUUUGUGUGCGGAGAAAGGGGGGUGGGGGGGACACGGGACGGGGCUUGUGGAGGGGAUGUCCUGUUUUUGCCAGAAGAACAGUGCGAAAGGGGAACCUCGGCUUGGAGAAGGGGCGCGAAUAAAUAUUAAAUAAGGAGCAGCCCUAAAAUCAAGGUAGCGGCGUAUCCCGGCAGCGAGAAGAGUACUGAGCUGUAAAUUGAAGGGACGAUAAUUUCUGCUUGUGGGGAAAAAGAAAGGUGAACAACCUCCAUGGAAGACUCUCAGGAUCUAAGUGAACAGUCAGUAAAGAAGCCGUGUACAGAGUCAGAUGGUUCAGAGCCGCAGAAUCCCAGGUCUAUGGAAAUGCAAGAUCUAGCAAGUCCUCAUAAUCUUGUUGGAAGUACUGAUGCGCCAGGUAGUUCCAAACUGGAGAAACCUAAUCUCAGUAGCACGUCAGUGACAACAAAUGGAACGGGAGGAGACAACAUGACUGUGUUAAAUACUGCAGACUGGUUGCUGAGUUGCAGUACUCCCUCUUCUGCAACAAGUAUGAGAGACCCUGUGUCUCUUCUUGCAGUCAAAACAGAACCCAUGAACAGCAGUGAAACUACAACCACAACUGGAGAUGGAUCGCUUGACACUUUUACUGGGUCAGUAAUAACAAGUAGUGGCUACAGCCCAAGAUCAGCGCACCAGUACUCUCCACAGAUAUAUCCCUCCAAGCCCUAUCCACACAUUCUUUCUACACCAGCAGCUCAAACAAUGUCUGCCUAUGCCGGACAAACGCAGUAUUCAGGAAUGCAGCAACCAGCGGUCUAUACAGCCUACUCACAGACAGGACAGCCGUACAGCUUACCCACUUACGAUUUGGGUGUAAUGUUGCCAGGCAUCAAGACAGAAAGUGGGCUCUCGCAGACCCAAUCGCCACUGCAGAGUGGGUGCCUCAGUUACAGCCCAGGGUUUUCUACCCCACAGCCAGGCCAAACACCCUACUCUUAUCAGAUGCCAGGUUCUAGUUUUACACCAUCAUCCACUAUUUAUGCAAACAAUUCUGUUUCAAAUUCUACAAACUUCAGUAGUUCACAGCAGGAUUAUCCAUCAUACACAGCUUUUGGCCAAAAUCAAUAUGCACAGUAUUACUCAGCAUCAACAUAUGGUGCAUAUAUGACCUCAAACAACACAGCUGAUGGCACUUCUUCAUCAUCGUCCACAUACCAGUUACAGGACUCUCUCCCUGGCCUGACUAGUCAACCAGGUACAGAUCUACAUUCAGGGGAGUUUGAAACAGUGCAGAGCCCCUCCACGCCAAUCAAAGAUCUUGAUGAGAGAACAUGUAGGAGUUCUGGGUCAAAGUCUCGGGGUAGAGGGCGGAAGAACAAUCCAUCACCCCCUCCGGACAGUGACUUGGAGCGCGUAUUUGUUUGGGAUUUGGAUGAAACAAUCAUAGUUUUUCAUUCGCUGCUCACAGGGUCCUAUGCACAGAAGUACGGCAAGGAUCCACCAAUGGCAGUGACCCUCGGACUGCGAAUGGAAGAAAUGAUUUUUAAUCUUGCUGAUACACAUUUAUUUUUUAAUGAUUUAGAGGAGUGUGAUCAAGUUCAUAUAGAUGAUGUUUCUUCUGAUGAUAAUGGACAAGACCUAAGUACCUACAGUUUUGCAACUGAUGGCUUCCAUGCAGCUGCAAGUAGUGCAAACCUUUGUCUGCCAACAGGUGUAAGAGGAGGGGUUGACUGGAUGAGGAAGCUGGCUUUCCGUUACAGAAGAGUAAAAGAGUUGUAUAAUACUUACAAGAACAACAUAGGAGGACUUCUAGGUCCUGCUAAAAGAGAUGCAUGGUUGCAAUUAAGAGCAGAGAUGGAAGCUCUGACAGACUCCUGGCUAACAAAUGCACUUAAAUCAUUAUCCAUUAUCAGCACAAGGAGUAACUGUGUAAACGUGUUGGUAACAACAACCCAGCUUAUCCCAGCACUUGCAAAAGUUCUGCUGUAUAGCCUAGGAGGAGCUUUUCCUAUUGAAAAUAUUUACAGUGCAACCAAAAUAGGCAAAGAGAGCUGUUUUGAGCGUAUAGUGUCCAGAUUUGGCACUAACAUAACUUAUGUUGUGAUUGGAGAUGGCCGAGAUGAGGAACAUGCAGCUAAUCAGCACAACAUGCCUUUCUGGAGGAUAUCCAGUCAUUCGGACCUCUUGGCUCUCCAUCAAGCACUGGAACUAGAGUAUUUGUAACUGUGUUCUAAAGUUGGCAAUCCUUUUCUUUUUUAUAUAUAUAUAUUUCAAGUACACUGAAUUUUUAUGUGUGAUUCAAUGCCUCUGGCUUUACACAUAUGAAUUGUCUUAAGAAGGGAAGAAAUACUUGGAAUUAAAAAUUCCAAACUGAAGAAUUCAGAUUGCUGAAUGGAGUUAAAAUGUUAGUGCUACGUAAGGAAGCUCUAUGGUCUUAUAUAUGCAACGUUUUCAAAUGAAUUAAAACUGUGGAGGUUACUGGUACACACCAAGUGAACCCUGACAGGAGUGAACAAAGGACUCAAACUGGCAAAGCACCAACACGGGUUUUCCAGCCAACAAGGUGGUGUUCAAUAACAUUCCUCAAAAUGGGAUAUAUUCUCAGCACUGAGGUUUGAACCAGACUUAAGCCUACCUAACCCAGAAAAUCUGAAUUGGAAUGCACUCAGACUGUAUAAUGACAAUCCUGUCUAGACCUGUAAUUUGUGUAAAUUAUUGAUGAAAAUAAUUUACUGUGACUUUAUUAGAAGCUGAUUUUGGAAGUGGAUGCAAUUUUUCUUUCUUUUGGGAGGGGCAGGGGUGGGAGAGGGUUAUAUAAUAUUGUCUCUUUUAUAAGUUUGGCAAACAGAAUGUGCAUAAUGAUGUGUUGUGCCUUAAAGAGAAGACUGUGUUUGUGUGUUAUAGUGUAAUUUUGGUUAAAAACUAUGUAGAUAAACAAAAAAAAAACCUUUCUGAUAUUUUUUGACAUGACCAAAUCUGAAAUUCAAAGAAAUUAAAGAGCAGGGCUGCACCGAAGCAUUUAAGUUUUUGUUGCAGUAAAAAAAAAUAAUAAAGGAAAGUUUGUGUUUUUAUUUGGAUUCUGAAUAAUUCCACUGAUUAUUUGAGGAAAGUUAAGAGUAUGUCGGGAGGUUGAUACUGGGGACCGCUACCUUGAAAGCUAAAAAAAAAAGUAUUUAAUACCUUCAGCAUCAUUUCUACAUCAUCUGACAAGAGAACUAAGAGCCAUAUUAAUUAGUUACUUAGUCCACUGGAAGCCAUACAGUGAGUGCAUCUGCUGUGUAUAAAAGAACAAAUUCCUACCAAUCAGACGGAAGUGUGCAGGUGCCAUUACCAGAAGGAAAAAUGUGGGUUUAAGCCCAGCUGGGAAAUAAAACAAGUUCAUUAGGAAGGAAAAAUUACUAAAUCAUCUCUCCCCAUUCAGAUGCACAAAUGAUGCUACAUUUAGCAUAUUCAGCAUCAACACAAGCUGCUGAAGUUGCUGGUGUGAUGCCAUUGGCCAUUUUGAGAGCACAGUCCACUUUGGUAAACAUAACAGUGUUUGGGUAGCUUUUCCGUUGUGUUCCACAUUUGUGUCUUCUGGUUUGGGUCAACAUGUUUUUGCUCAUCCAUUUUUGAUUGCACAACAUUACACAGGAGCAACUCUCCAUGUUUUUGAAUGAGGAAUUUCAGUAGCAUGUCGGGCACCUGAGUAGAGGAUAAGGUUGAGAUUUUUAUGAAGACAUAUUGAGAAGUAUAUGACCUUAAUUUUCAUCAUUUCUGUUAAAAAAUGUGGUCAAUACAGUGAUAAAUUCCUUACAAGUUUCAAACAUGCUACCUUUCAGCUUUGGAAAAUGAGCAAGGUCCAUAUUGCAUGCAGAGUCCCUAGUACUGCAUGGGCAGCCGAAGCACUCUGAAUUAACAGUGGGUGGUGCGUCUCUCAAGGCAGAAGAUGGAAACUGCUUUUUUGAUUUUUUACAUUACACAUGGAGAUACUUGAGGUUGCCCAUACUCCGACCGUGUAAAGAAUUGUGUGCAAGAGGAGAUGUUAAAUGUAAACUCCAGGAUGCCUACACGAACACAGUAGUCAGCACUGAGGUGAAGUCGUGUGUAAUGUCAUGUUUGCAAGUAUUUUGAGCAAAUGAAGUAUAGGAUAUAACGCCUUUUGCUGAUACUCUAAUAGUUCUCAGUCAGUACAGAACUUCAACAUUCAUUAAGCAUUUGAGUAGUCAGCUUGCAGAAUAUAAAUACAGUGUGAUUGCAGUCACAAGAUAGUACCUUAAAUAAAACUCUGUGCAGUUCAGUAUAUUUGCAGAAGAGGACAGGAGAAACUGAAACUGAGGCUUAUUCUUAGAUGUCCAUGAAGAUGGUGCACAAAGAUAUAGGUGGCACCUAGUUCCCAGAUCUGUUUUCAUAAGAAUUCGGUGUGAGCAGCAGAAUUUGCAUCUGAAGCAGAGAUGGAGUAUGUUCCAGUGCAAGCUCUGACAAGGGAGAUGAGGCCAAAUCAAAAUCCUGUGUACAACCACCCUUCAUCUUGAGGCAGAUUAAAUGCUGCACAAAAUUGGAAUUGCAGAGUCUAUGGGUGAAUAUGGACUUGGCCCGGAAAACUAGAUUUUAGCUGUGGGAUUGUAUCCAAAUCCAGGGUUUCCAUUAAAAAAUCAUCUCUGCUUUACAGGAUUGACACCAAGCAUAUGCACUAAAUGAAUAUAGUAUUUAGCAUCUCUGAAGAGGAGCUGAGGUAACGUGAGCCAAAAUCCUAGCAAUAGCAGCAUUUUGGAAAUAUAAUUUAAGCCAAGGGUCUCUGUCAUGUGUUAGGAGAUUAUAGUUUAUUAGGGCCUCCAUGAUUCAAGAAAAUGUAAAUUAAAAUUAAAGCUUGUA